AUGUUCAUAUUAUGUCUGCUGUAUAAAACAAUCUUCCAAUUUCUUGUAGUUGGCGCAGGAUCCGCAGGAUGCGUUCUGGCCAACCGUCUCACAGCUGAUGGCACGAAAAAAGUGUUGCUUCUGGAAGCUGGUGGACUGGAGGGUGCAGCUGUACAGGUCCCAUUUUUUUCGCCUCUUUUACAACGAACCAAAAUUGACUGGGACUACACGAGCGAACCACAGCAGGAAGCCAGCUUAUCUGUCGAUGGCCGGAUUAAUAGAUUCCCACGUGGCAAAGUAUUUGGUGGCUCGAGUUCAAUCAACCAUGUCAUCUACUCUCGAGGUAACCGCAAGGACUUUGAUAAUUGGGCGUCUUUGUAUGGCGCCGAGGGCUGGUCUUACAAAGACGUGCUUCCAGACUUCAUCAAGAUUGAAACAUCGUACCUAGGGAUCGACAAUGCAAACCGGCCCACAAUCAAGACAUAUGGCUUGUUGCACCUGCACACCCACCUUAAGAACCUACUCCGCGACCUUCACUGCAACUUUGUCAUCGCCGACGUCGCCGAGCCAAUCAUCGGCUACAAGCUCAUUGGAUACAACCUCAUUUCGGACUGCUGCAAGAACUGGCUCAUUGACGCGACAAUGGGACGUUCCACACCAGGCCAGAGAACAGCCGCUGGCCUGGUGUGGAACGCUGCCAUCAUCAGCUCGGUGCAGAUAACAGUUGACGUCCUUGCCGAGGCUCAGGCCACGCAUGCUGCACUGCAGCAACUUCUCAAGGGCACGCCCUCACAACACCUAGAGAAAGUCCCCAUUCCAGGGUCGGCAAAAAUCAUCUGCUUCAACAUGUUGACAGUACAAAGCUACCAUGGAGACAGUGGAGAAGUGCCAAUUACUUUUCCCAGUUCACACACAAAAGCCAGUGACCUGUUUUUGGAGGCUGGUCAGGAACUUGGUUACAGCAACGACGACUAUAAUGGGCCAAACCAGACAAGUUUUUCCCGCGUACAAAAUAACGUAAAGAAUGGAGAGCGCUGGAGCUCAAGUAAAGCCUUCAUCCCCAAUGACGUUCGCAGGAGGCGCAACUUGGACGUCGCACUUCACGCGCACGUGACGAAGGUUAUCUUCGAGGGAAUGACAGCUGCAGGCGUGGAGUACAGGCGAUACUUCAAAACACGUACUGUUCGAGCGAGAAAAGAAGUCAUACUUUGCGCUGGAGCGAUUGCUUCCCCACAGCUACUAAUGCUAUCCGGUAUCGGACCUCGGGAACAUCUGGAGUCCUUGGGGAUCAACGUUAUUGCUGAUCUUCCCGUAGGCGAGAAUCUGUACGACCACGUCACCGUGAACGGAAUCGCAGCAUCAUCAGCGGAAAACAUAGAACUUAACUACUAUUUACCAUCUACAGUGUCAAAGUAUGUCCUAUUUAGAACAGAACAUGUGCAAAACAGUGCGUUUACUCUGGAAAACGAUGUGAGUGGCACCGUCAUACACGCUGCCUCUAUUUCCGAGGAAGCAUUGGGGGUGGAAGUAGUGUUGCAAGUGGUGGAGAUAUAUGAAAACUACUACAAGCGAAAGCGUGGUGACAACGUAAUAAUGAUUGUGCCAGCACUUCUGCGCCCCAAAUCAUCAGGCUACAUUCGGCUGAGGAGCACCAAUCCCGAAGAGUAUCCUAGUAUUAACCCUAGAUUUUUUACCGAUACAUCAGACCUUGAAUCAUUAAUUGAAGGCUCAAAGAUUGCCGUCCAGACGCUGACUACGCAAGCCAUGAGGAAUGCCAACGUGACAAUUUGGGAUAUUGCGCUUCCGGCUUGCGAAUCUGCAGGACCCGUAUGGAGCGAGUCAUAUCUGCGUUGCUUUGUGCGGCACGUUUCGCUCAGUGGUUGGCACCCCUGUUGCACUGCCCCGAUGGGAACGCAUCGCCAGGCUGUGCUGGAUCCGAGACUCAGGGUGCUUGGCGGCGUGAAAAAUUUACGAGUUGUGGAUGCGUCAUCGAUGCCUUACCUUACAGCCGGAAACCUUAAUUCACCACUAAUGAUGAUGGGUCACCGUGCUGCUGCCAUGAUCAUCGAAGACAACUCUUAG
This is a messenger RNA of Rhipicephalus microplus (southern cattle tick), 2061 nucleotides long. Its product is annotated as glucose dehydrogenase [FAD, quinone]-like. The record is from RefSeq and is a predicted model, not a curated record. NCBI's taxonomy places the organism in Eukaryota, Metazoa, Arthropoda, Arachnida, Ixodida, Ixodidae. Gene Ontology annotation, molecular function: oxidoreductase activity, acting on CH-OH group of donors; flavin adenine dinucleotide binding.